Messenger RNA from Orbilia oligospora ATCC 24927, 414 nucleotides. RefSeq lists its product as uncharacterized. The transcript is spliced from 2 exons. The coding region runs from base 1 to 414 and encodes 137 amino acids. Lineage: Eukaryota; Fungi; Ascomycota; Orbiliomycetes; Orbiliales; Orbiliaceae. The record is from RefSeq and is a predicted model, not a curated record.
AUGUCAUCUGCCAUUCCAAUUCCUAAAAAGUCUUCUAAGAAGACUUCUUCUUCUUCCUCUUCCCCUUCUCCUGGUUCUUCUGAUGAAAUGUCCUCCCCAUCCACUUCGUCCAACUCGCCGUCCUCUGCCAUUUUCGGCCACAGACGGCGCCAGUCACUUCUGAGCUCCUCUUUGUCGAAACAAGAACAUACGGUUUUUGACCUCGGAACCCGCGACGGAACAGCCCGGCUUGUUACUUGUGUCAAGGCCGGUCAAGGUUUCGAUUGGAACCAAGAAAUGUUCUUGCCUCACCAUUCCGAUAUCACGGUACCCCCCCUUAGCGACCGUGUCGAUAUAGUUCAUGAGAUCAUCCUGGAUGAUGAAGACGAUGGGUUCAUGGAUAUCGAUAAUGAACGUGAGAAGCGACGAAGAUAA